AUGGGUGCCGACUCCGACCGCGCUGCCGAUUUCUCUUUCGAUGACCAGCCGUCGAAGAGUUCCUUCUUCUCGCGCCUUAAACUGCCCCUCCGCUCGAGGACGCGCAACCUCGCCGACUUCCAAGUAGGACUCGACGAGCCGCAUCGCCAGUUCCAGGCCGGCGAUCAUGUCACCGGCUCCGUCAUCCUAUCCGUCAUCAAGCCCAUCCGUAUCACCCACCUAACGGUCGCAUUGCACGGAUAUAUUCGCGUAUACAAGAAUGCUGCCGCCGCUGCUCAGCUCAAUGCCACGAACCCCACCGUGGCGCCGGACGGGGGGAGUAGGAGCUUCAGGUAUUAUGGCAAUGGGCACGCAUCAUUAUUCUCGGACGAGCAGGUCUUGUGUGGGGAGGGAAGAUUGACUGCGAGGAAGUGGGAAUUCAAAUUCGAUCUGAUAUUGCCACCUAAGGACCUCCCAAGUAGCAUCGACUUUGAACGAGGGACAAUAGCGUAUGUCAUCACCGCGACCAUGACGCGCCCAACGUCCAUUAGCCAAACAACCAGCGCCGAGACCAAGCUAUCGCUCGUCGAAAAGGUAGAUGUUGGGCUGGUGGUUCCACCACGCGAGAGGAAGGUCACCAUGCAUGCCAUGCGCAGGCGGACAAGGAGGAAGAAGCAACCAGUAGCCACAACAACAACUGCGGUGAGGAACUCGGCAACUCCAGAAACGCCCGAGCCUGCAUCCGACAUUGAUUCGAUACGGGUGAACGAGAAUACCAAUGACAGUUCUGUCAAUCUCUCGGACCCUGGACAAGCGGGACCUGAUGGCGUUCUCAUUCCGCGGAGUCCAAUCCAGAGCGAUAUGCAAAGCGACAUCAGCGCAGACAGUGUUCCUAGCAAUAACAGCAAUAGUGUCAGAGGUGCAGAUGCGAGCUGCCGUUCAGCUGCCGGAAGCGGAGUGUCAGCACUGGGGAUAGAGGAUAGAGAAAUAACGGCGACGGUCGAGCUGCUCAAGGGAGGCUGUCUCCCCGGGGACUUGCUUCCCGUGAGGAUUAAGGUUGAGCACAAUCGGCGCAUGAAGAGCAUGCAUGGCAUCAUUGUUACGUUUUACCGGCAAGGUCGAGUCGAUUACGCCCCGCCGGCGUCUCUAUUUACGAAUUUGUCAAAGGAGGAUGCGCGGCGACUUGAACGCGAAGAAUACUACCCUAAGUCACGAACCGGGUUGGGUGGCCUAUCCUUAUCAUCCGCCGGCUCUUGCAGCGUGUUUCGGAAGGACCUGUCUCAAGCGGUGGCCCCUUUAAUUAUCGACCCCGUCAGUCUAUCCGCAAACAUCACGACCUCCGUACGAGUGCCGGAGGAUGUAUUCCCUAGUAUCAAAGGCGUUCCUGGGGGCUUGAUUAGUUUCAAGUAUCACGUGGAAGUCGUGGUUGAUCUAGGUGGGAAGCUUGCCGGCCAGACACAAGGUAACGCACCAACGCCUGGCAGAGUGGGAUCUGUGUCAGCACCAGGAGCUGGAUCAGGCUCCGCCGUGAGCCCAUAUGAAGGUCAUUUGAACAGACUUGCGAAUUGGAAUGGCACCAUUGUCGACACGGAUCACCUUCGCCGGGAAAAGGGGGUUAUUUCAGUCUUGUUCGAGGUGGUAGUGGGAACAAUGGAUAGCAAUCGGGCAAGAGGAAAGGCCGUGGCUCGGCCCACGCUGAUCCUACAGUCUCCCUCUGCACAGGAACUCCCUAUCGACGCCGAUGAAAACAACUACACUUGGCAAGAUGGAUUCGAGGAAACUGAUGACUACAAUGAGAUCGGCUAUUCUCACGACCAAUCGCGAGAGUACUUUCCGCCAGCCGCUGCGUCCCAACCAUCCUAUCACGACUACCAAGGAGGGCAGCCUCAAAUUCCGGCUUAUAUAGCACCACCGCAACUACCGGAUCAAAGUGGACUUUCAGAGAAGGAACGCUUACGUCAAGCCGAACAGCGUUUAUUGCCCAGUCAACCUCGUUCCCAAGUGUCUGCCUCGGAACCUGAUCCUUCGCAGCCGUUGCCGUCCACCGAAUCAAUAACGGGACCGAGCAAUGAUUUACCACAGCCUAGCGCUCCUGUAUUCCCGUCACUGGUCAUUGAUGAUGAUGUCGAAGCAGGGCCAUCCGCACCUCCGCUAGAAGCCUUAUCACACUCGGAGACAAAUCCUGUGGAUGAUAAACAAGAGCUCGAAUGGCGAAGGUUACUGGGUGAGGCAAGCGCGCCGCCUGAAGUACCAGACGACUAUGAGGAGGGAGAACGUUCGUCGCCAGCCAUCAAUGCGGCAGGGCCUCCUUCUACAAACCCUGAGCCAUCAGCGCCGAUUCUUGACGAGCUAGAUUCUUACGGGUCGCACUAUCCCUACGAGGCCUACGAGGGGAUCGCUGGCCCAUUGACGGCUAGGCCUUCACACAGAAAUGACCAUGGAGACGAACAACUACCAAAGUACGAGCGGUGA
Molecule: messenger RNA, 2451 nt
Organism: Pseudomassariella vexata
Lineage: Eukaryota; Fungi; Ascomycota; Sordariomycetes; Amphisphaeriales; Pseudomassariaceae
Product: or S-antigen, N-terminal domain-containing protein
Exons: 2
Coding region: 1-2451 (816 amino acids)
Biological process (GO): ubiquitin-dependent endocytosis
Cellular component (GO): plasma membrane; cytoplasm; cytosol
Molecular function (GO): protein-macromolecule adaptor activity; ubiquitin protein ligase binding
Source: RefSeq, a predicted model, not a curated record